Cavia porcellus (domestic guinea pig) is the source of this 4915-nucleotide messenger RNA. RefSeq names its product ring finger protein, transmembrane 2 (gene Rnft2). Gene Ontology annotation, molecular function: ubiquitin protein ligase activity. Gene Ontology annotation, biological process: positive regulation of ERAD pathway. The record is from RefSeq and is a predicted model, not a curated record. Lineage: Eukaryota; Metazoa; Chordata; Mammalia; Rodentia; Caviidae. The coding region runs from base 889 to 2226 and encodes 445 amino acids. The transcript has 13 exons.
GAUGCGGCCGUGAUUGAUGAAUUUUUCUUCACCCCGGCCUGGUCUUUGUAGACUCCUGGCCUUGCAGUGCGUUCUGCGGUGUAGUUUGAGUGUAUGAAUGAGAAGCGCGCUAGUGACUUUGUAUCCUCCGUGCACCUGCUUGCUUUCAGUGCGGGCAAUGCAGGAGACGCUGCUUUGCAAGCUUCUCGGUGCAGACCUUUAAUGGCCAGGGGGCACAACUGAAAAUAUGGCAAGCAUCGAAAAGUCUCGCUGCGGAUCUUCAUAGAGAGACAGUAGGAUGUAUAUGACAGAAGACUGAAAGGCUUCUCAGCUAGUUAUUCAGAUGCAUCCUGCGUUCGAAACUGUGUUCUAAGAUUCACUAUUGGAAUAGUUUUGCACGGCCUGUUUCCGACGAGGGAUGUGAGGUCCCUUCAAAAGCAAGCAUCUGAAAAUACAGUCUUGGGCGUUUGAUGGUGUAUCAGACUUGUGGAUGGCAGAUGCAGAGAUAGAGGAGCAAAGGAGGUAAACAGGAUCUCUGUUAUUGUAGCAUUUACGAGGAAGGUGGGAAAAGAAUGCUUCUGGGAGAAGGUGGCGUUUGACCUGAGGGAGCCAACUUCAGGAGGAAAAGCAUUCCAGAAAGAGAACAGCAAGUACAAAGGUCCUGAGCCAAGGGCAAGUUGACAUGUUGGAGGAGCAGUCACCCCAGUGAAAGGAGGGGCAUCAUACAAGGAGAGCGAAAGGAAACAAAGCUGGAAAACAGGGCUUGGGGACUCUGGCAAGCUCCCUGACCUGGGCAUCUCUCUGGUGAGGAGAAGAGGGCAGGCCUGCUGUCCUGGAGAUCCUGUGGUCACCUCAUCAGGAACCCUGAGUGCCCACUUCAGGUGUCAUCAGCAUGGGGUUCUGAAGUCCAUGUGGCUCCUUGCUGCGAACCAGGUGUUAAAGAAAAUGCAGAGGCGUCACAGCAGCAACACGGACACCAUUCCACCUGAAAGAAACCGCAGCCAGGCGCUCAGCCCUGAGGCCAGCGUGGAUGAAGGCGGCAUGUUCGAGAGCCUGAAGGCCGAGCCAGCCUCCCCGCCCGCACUCUUCUCCGGCCUGGCCAGCAGCCUGCCCGCAAGCCCCUUCCCGGCCAGCCUGGUGCUGGGCUCCUCUGCAGGCGGCGGGGACGUGUUCAUCCAGAUGCCCACGUCCAGGGAGGAAGGAGGCGGCCGCACCAGCGAGGGUGGCACCUACCACCACCGGCAGCCCCACCACCACUUCCACCACAGUGCCCACCGCGGGGGCUCCCUGCUGCAGCACGUGGGUGGGGACCACCGCGGACACCCGGAGGAAGGGGGUGACGAGCAGCCAGGGACGCCCGCGCCUGCCCUGUCCGAGCUGAAAGCUGUCAUCUGCUGGCUGCAGAGAGGGCUGCCCUUCAUCCUGAUCCUUCUGGCCAAAGUGUGCUUUCAGCACAAGCUUGGCAUCGCCGUGUGCAUUGGGAUGGCCAGCACCUUUGCCUACGCCAACUCCACGCUCCGAGAGCAGGUCUCGCUGAAGGAGAAGAGGUCGGUGCUGGUCAUCUUGUGGAUCUUGGCCUUUCUGGUGGGGAACACCCUGUAUGUGCUGUACACGUUCAGCUCCCAGCAGCUGUACAACAGCCUCAUCUUUCUGAAGCCCAACCUGGAGACCCUGGACCUCUUUGAUCUUCUGUGGAUCGUGGGCAUUGCAGACUUCGUACUGAAGUAUAUCACCAUCGCCCUCAAGUGCCUCAUCGUGGCCCUGCCCAAGAUGAUCUUGGCCGUCAAGUCAAAGGGAAAGUUCUAUCUGGUCAUCGAGGAGCUGAGCCAGCUGUUCCGAUCGCUUGUCCCCAUCCAGCUGUGGUACAAAUACAUCAUGGGUGAUGACUCCUCCAACAGCUAUUUCCUGGGAGGGGUCCUGAUCAUCCUCUACAGUCUCUGCAAGUCAUUUGACAUCUGUGGCCGUGUGGGUGGAGUCCGAAAGGCCCUAAAGCUUCUCUGCACCUCUCAGAAUUAUGGUGUCCGAGCCACCGGGCAGCAGUGUACUGAAGCCGGAGAUAUCUGUGCCAUCUGCCAGGCCGAGUUCCGAGAACCUCUGAUUCUCCUGUGCCAGCACGUGUUCUGUGAGGAGUGCCUCUGCCUGUGGCUGGACCGCGAGCGCACCUGCCCACUCUGCCGCUCGGUCACCGUGGACACGCUGCGCUGCUGGAAGGACGGGGCCACCUCGGCGCACUUUCAAGUGUACUAGGUCCAGAACUUGAGGAUGCCUGAGGGCCAGCAUCCAAGGUCCUGUUUCUGCAAAACAAUCUCCAGCCCCAAGGUCAGCCUCCUGCCAGCUCCAGCCCCAGGGCCAGUCCUGGGCCUCCGCCUCCUCCUCUCUUCCUCCCUUGUUCCGAAGGAUAAUGUGAGCACCUUCCCUCCAAAAAGGGAGGCCUCCUCCUGCAAUGAGCCUGCCCUAGGUAGGUCAUCUGACCCCUCCCAGUCAAGGAAUCUGCAACACAGGAAGUUCUCCCCUUCUGUCAACCUAGUACCAAGUUCCUACUACUCAGUGCUGCAAAUUGGGGAGGAGCAUAGCAGGCCCUGCCUCUCCACGGGGCCCGGGCCUGCAGCAUCCCUGUGAAGGAUUUGCAAAGUCCAAGCUGCCAUCUACACUGAUUAGCUUAAUGGUCCAACCACUUAACAUGUGCCAGGCACAGCCUCGAGCAUCCAGCUUGGCUCACUUCCGGUCAUCUUUACCAGAGUCUUGUCACACAGGUACUCUUGGCCCGCCUCCAUUUGACAGAUGAGGAAACUGAGGCACCAAGUAUAGUGUAGGAACUUUCCCCAGGGUCACCCAACUGGUGAGGGCUGGCUGAGCCUCCAACAUGGCCAUGGUCUGGCAUCAGAGUCCGCUGAGGCUGCAGGUGUGGGACCCAGCAGACCUGAGAGACUGAAAGCAUGACAGGUGGUUUCGCUGCCCCUCCCUUAAGCCUUUGGGGCCUUGCUGGGUGCAGUGGCUCCUGCCUGUAUACCCCGCACUUGGGAAGCUGAGGCAGGAUUGGGAUUUUGAAGCCAGUUUGGACUACAUAGAAGGACCCUGUCUCCAAUACAACAACAGUAACAAAAAGACUAGCACAGGGGUAUGGAACAUUGGGUGUGCACUGCACUGGGAAAGUGAGCCGGGCACACCAGCUCCUGCAAUCCACUUGUGCCUGGGCCCCUGGAAAGACUUCUUCCUGCAAAUUCUUGUCCUGGGGCCUGGCAGCCAUGCCCAAUGCCAUUUGGGUUCAAGAAGGAAUGAUUUGGCCCAGAUGUGAGGUCACUCAGUGCCCCAUCCCUGUUUCUUUUCUCCUCCUUCUUUCCUGUCCUCUCCCUUGCUUGUGUCUCAAGCUUCUGUGGACAUGCCUGUCUCCCCCAGGAGGGUCCCGAGCAAAAGGGACAAUCCAUUGCUGCCUGAGUCAGGGUGGUGGUGGUGUGGAGCACAGCACAAGCCAUGUUUUGCGAUCUCUGUGACAAAGCUGUUUGUCCACCCGUGCAACUCCUGCUUGGAAAUCUGGGCUAUGAUGGCACAGGUGACACAGAAGCCACUGGAACCUUGCCCAUCCUACCCAUCUCCCGGUUCUGUUCCCUCAUUGGCAACCUCAGCCACAGCGGCCUGGCACCAGCCUCAUUACAGAGAAAGCCUCUGUCUGACUGGUGAGCAGAUUAGCAUGCCAGCCCUGGGGCACAGAGUGGAGCCUUGCUCUCCCCCCACUCCUGUAAAUGCAGGACAUUUGUCCCUGUGUGCCACCAUGCCAGGACUUCAUCUUUUGCUUGACAUCCUUGGCUCUUUCCUGGUGCCCAGCAAGACACCCCUUCCAGGGCAGCAUGGCAUCUUUCAAGCUCUGUUACUAUGGUGAUGGCCGUGAUGUUAACAAUCCUGUUUGCCUGGAUAAUCAAGCAGGAAGGGGAAGCAGAGGGAAACAUCCAGGUACAUUCGGCUGCUCUGUCCCCUCCACCUUCUCCGAAGGGAAGCUACAGGCACUUGCACCCCUGGUUCUUCCCAGAGAGAAGUUCUUCCCACUAGCCCUGUCAGGAGCAAGGGACAGGAGCUGGCCAGGACUUACUGGGGAGGGUCAGCACUGGAUGGAGAAGACAGAGCGGCCGGUUGGGAGUCACACCUGGAACCCUGACUGCAAACUCCUGGCUGUGUGACUGUGGGAAGUCCCUUUACCUGCUGUCACCAUCACUGAGCUGACAAAAGCUGGUGUGUUGUUUGCUGCAGCCAAGGCAACCAACAGUGUGGGUUACUGGUGAACACACCCAUGGUUUUGCCAAUUAUACCCAGGCCAGCAAAGGAAACGCCCCCUUAACAUGUGGCAGAUAAUGAGCCAUGCCUCUGACUCUAUAAAGAACAUCACCUGUGGGGCACCUCUGGGGCAGGUGGGAUGGUAUUUAUUCAUUCCCUACCCUCCAGGGAAACUUGGCAUCUGGGGAUUUUCUUCUGGGUGGGAAGCUUUUUCUUCCUCCAGGGCGGGCAGAGGCUUCAGAAGAGAUUCCAAGUACUACCCUGCACCAAUUCCCCUAUGCUGGAGUGAAAGCAGCCAACAAGCCCUGCAGAAAUGGAACAAUGUCACUGUCCUUUACCCGCGUGCCCUGCCACACAUUAUAAACAGGAUUAAUCAUGUAUCAGGUUCCGAGCACCCUGCUCCUAAUGUUUCAUGAUGCACUGAGUCACAGAGUCCUCAGAAAUAGAGUCCUGUGUACCCGAGAGUCAUCGGUGUACCAGAAUAAGGCACACGCCGGACUUGGAUCCAGAGAGGAGGUUGUGUGGAACGUCAAGGACAUCCCAGCUCCCCAGGAGGACAUGUGACAAUCCUGGGGUCUUGUAAUGCUUCCUUCUGGGGCCAGCAGCUGCCGCCAGUGUCUUUGUGUCUCCUUAAGUACCCUCUGUCGAUAAAUGUCAUCUGUUGAUGGAA